Messenger RNA from Drosophila sechellia, 363 nucleotides. RefSeq lists its product as uncharacterized. The transcript has a single exon. The record is from RefSeq and is a predicted model, not a curated record. NCBI's taxonomy places the organism in Eukaryota, Metazoa, Arthropoda, Insecta, Diptera, Drosophilidae. Bases 1 to 363 code for a protein of 120 amino acids.
AUGAUGCGGCGCCAUCUCGCGUGCGGUGGCCGCAACUCUCGGCCGCAAAAGGACACGGACACGGUUACGGACGCGGAUGCGGAUGCGGAUGUGGACACGGACACGGACGCGAGCGUGAGCGCGGCACCGCGACCAAUAGAUUUGGCCAAGCCCAAGCGAACUGAAGACAACGAGAGUUGCAGCCCGCCAAAGGCAACAAGCCCAGGACCACAUGCAACAAUCGCAGCUACUGCGACGCCGACUGCGGCUGAGACGCCGGGCGAGACUGCGACUGCGGCAGAGGCGGCGACUGGUGGAAAAAGGAAAACAGAAAGAGCGGAAGCGAGCUCCGGCGACUUAUGGCCAUGUUUGUUGUACGGGUAA